This is a messenger RNA of Paramecium tetraurelia, 1191 nucleotides long. RefSeq lists its product as uncharacterized. Lineage: Eukaryota; Ciliophora; Oligohymenophorea; Peniculida; Parameciidae. The record is from RefSeq and is a predicted model, not a curated record. The transcript has a single exon.
AUGGAUUCGGAUUUCUAUAAAGAAAUUAAAGAUAUCAUAGAUUUGAUUUAUUAAUAGAUAGCUAUAUCACGGAAUAAAUCAUUAAUAUCGAAAUUAAAUGAAAGAAAAGAAUAAAUUUAUGCAUCAAUUCCUCAAGCAUAGAGCAAAAUUCUAUUAAAUUAAUAAAAUCGAGAGUUUAUAACAAAAUAUUUAGAUAAGUUUGCUUAAUUUGUGAGUAAUCAAGAUAAUUUGGUGGAAUAAGGCUUUUUUAAGCUGAUUAGACAAUCGCAAAAAUCAAAAUUGUAAAAUAUAUUUGCUAAAAAAUUUACCCAAUUACCAUAAUACUUCAAAAAUCUAGAGAGUCAAGACAUAUCAGCCACUGGCUUUAUCAAUAGUCAAGAUGUAGCUCAUAGCAAAAUUCCCGUUAAUUUUACUGCAAGCUCAUUCCUAUUAGACAAUGAUAUCGAUUAUGUUGCUUGCAUUACAUUAAUAUUCAAAGAUAUUUGCGAUGAAGAAAUAUUCAUUCAUUCGUUAAGUACACAGAAAUUGCUGAAGAAGAUCCCAGAGUUAAAUUAAUUUGAAUAUUUAAAAAUCUUGAAAAAUUACUUAACAAUCACUGUUGAUCAACAACAAAAUAUAAUAACUUUAGAACCUUUAGAUCCAAUUAUUCAAUAUUCACCCUUAUUUAAAAUCAAUUAAAACGAGAAACAAUAAGAAUUCUAUUUAUCAAAGGAGAUGGAAAUCAUCUUGAGUCCUACUUAUAAAAUAAAAGUAGUAGACAUUUUCAACAAAGAAAAUAAAGCUUUAAAUGAUAAUUUCAUAACCAAAAACCUGAUAAAUUAGUAUGAUAAUACCUUAUUGAUUAAAAAUGCAGAAAAUUAUAUCAUUUUAUAACCUUAGGAGUAGAAUAUUAAACAUGAACCAAUCAUCAUUUUUGAUCUUAAGGGAUCAAUUUUACUUAAUAAAGUUUUAAAGUUGUAAAAAGAAAUAUCUGUCAAACUUAUUCAUGAUGGUGUUGGAUUUCUAUUUGAAGAAUUGACUGAGAGAUCCAACUUUUAUACCAGUUUAUCAUACUAAAGUCCAGUUUAUUCAAAGACCAAGAAAAUUAAUCUCUGUUUAGUCGUCAAAAAUCAAUUAAGAAUUUAAAUUGACUCAGAAUGUGGGUAGUUAUUUUUCGAUACAAACGAAUACAAUAGAAACUUGUUUGAUUGA